Penicillium samsonianum is the source of this 705-nucleotide messenger RNA. Its product is annotated as isochorismatase family protein. NCBI's taxonomy places the organism in Eukaryota, Fungi, Ascomycota, Eurotiomycetes, Eurotiales, Aspergillaceae. The record is from RefSeq and is a predicted model, not a curated record. The coding region runs from base 1 to 705 and encodes 234 amino acids. The transcript is spliced from 2 exons.
AUGCAAAAGAUCCAGCGAUGUGAUAACCAUAGCAACACAUCCCGCCCGCAGAGUCUCCGUCUUCGAUAUCGGCGGCCUUCUCGAUCCCAAGCGCUCCACCAGCCUCGACACUCCAUCUCCACACUUAGGUGGAAACCUCCGGGGGUGACAACCACCGCAGACCUCACCCGACAUGCCAACCACCCCAGAACCCUGUCCUCCCAGGACCCAAAAACCGCUACGCAAAGUAAUCCCCAACACCCACUACCAUCUAACACCCACCACCAUCUCUCGACCCGGAACCUCCCUCGCCCAGGCGUACUAUUACUCCCGGGCCGAACUUCCACAUCCACCGCUCGCCGCCGUAGCUCAAAUGUCCGAAGCGAUGAAACGGAUCCCCGGUGCCGUCCUACUGGUCUCAGCCUGAGGAGCCUUCCGCUGGAGCUAUUUUGGAAGAUGCACAUGUGGAGGUGCAUGAUGUGGAGUUUUAAGAUGAAGGGUUACUUAAUGGUUCUUUUUCAUCCGCCCUCCGCUUCCCCCAUGUAUGAGGCUCAAGAUGCGACCUUCCAAUACGCUAUACUGGCUGUCCGCAAGCUUGGCCUCCAAAUUAUCUGGCUCAACCGGGGUCUUACCGAGGAUUAUCUCGCCAACAUACCUCCGGCCGAAGUUCGCGUGUCUGCCUUCAAUACUAACACGGAAAAGGUCGACUAUGGCCUUGGAGACUGA